Messenger RNA from Prorocentrum cordatum, 807 nucleotides. The record is from the annotation of a GenBank genome assembly. Lineage: Eukaryota; Dinophyceae; Prorocentrales; Prorocentraceae.
AUGGCGGGCAGGGCGGGGCACGUGCGGGGAUCCAGCCGCGGCGACCUGCCCGCGGAGGGCGACGCCGCCGAGGCCGCCCCGCUCCUCGGCGCCCUGGCCGUGGUCGGCUCGGCGCUGGCGGGGCACGCGCUCGCGGGCAGGCGGCGCCAGGGCCAGGGCCGCUCACGGCAGCGGGCGCAGCAGGUGGUCCGCCAGGCGGCGUCCGGCGGGUACCUGAAGGCCCGCGAGCGCCGGGACGGCCACGGUUGGAUCAAGGAGGACCCAGAGUUCAAUCCCGGGGAGGCGUCUGGCGCCUCCGUGACAGUCGAGCUCAAGAAGCGCCCGAUGGGGAUCUCGCGCUAUACCCACGGCGAGGGCGGCAAGGGCGCCAUGGUCGUGGAGAUGACCGAGAAGGCCCGCUAUCCUGGCGACCCUCGCGGCCAGUGCGCGGUGGGCGGCGUCAAGAAGAACAUGAUCGUGAAGUCUAUCAACGGCACCGACGUGGCUGGCUGGGACUUUUCCGACAUCAUGGACAUGCUCGAGGACACGGAGGGCGACGCCAACUGCACGCAGGAGGCGAAAGCCGCUUGGGAGGCGCGCCCCCGCAACCACCAGGCGGUGGCGCUGCCGGCCACGGUGACGUUCCAGGAGAGUGCGCCUUCAGCGAGGGCGCCUCCAGCGCCCCGGCUCCACAGAUCGCCGGCGCCUGGUACCCUAGAGGCGGAGGCUUCUCGGACGCCGAGCUCGACGCGGAGAAGGCGAAGGCGGCGAGCUUUCCCGUCCCCGCUGGCUACAGCGGCGUGCGCUACACCGGCCCAGGCUGCCUGA